This is a messenger RNA of Soboliphyme baturini, 282 nucleotides long. The record is from the annotation of a GenBank genome assembly. NCBI's taxonomy places the organism in Eukaryota, Metazoa, Nematoda, Enoplea, Dioctophymatida, Soboliphymatidae.
AUGGCGUUCGGCGUUCUGACUCGUGACUCGAGCUUUCGUUUGCGCCCGGGAAGGCUGCCAAUGUCGAUCGAGUAUGCUCGGCUUCCAUUGAAAGGUCAAAGGUCCCCGGAAUGGACGGGUGACGUGAUAGUGGAAUUGUUGCCGUUUGUUUUCUGGCAGGAAGUAGCGUGGUGGACAGCUGCCGAGGGUCGCUUUGAUCCGACCGAUUGUCGGUUGUUUGCGAGUGGCACAUCGUGGUCGAUGCCGGUAGCUGCUCAGAAGCUAGCGAGCCGCCGAGCCUAG